Molecule: messenger RNA, 567 nt
Organism: Macadamia integrifolia
Lineage: Eukaryota; Viridiplantae; Streptophyta; Magnoliopsida; Proteales; Proteaceae
Product: pollen-specific leucine-rich repeat extensin-like protein 3
Exons: 1
Coding region: 1-567 (188 amino acids)
Source: RefSeq, a predicted model, not a curated record
AUGGAUCUCAGUGACGAUUAUGAAGAUGAAUUUGUAGAUGCCCUACUAGCACCUCCUCAUUUUACUCCUUAUCCUAUGCAUGUCUCUUACCCUGCACCGCCACCUCUGGUACUAGUGCCACCACCUAUUCCUCAAACCACUCCUCCACCAUCUACCCCUGCAACUACUCAACCUCCUAAAUCCAUCCAUACCAUUUUUACCCCGUCAGAGAAUGCUUUAGAUGAGUACCUUACAAACCUUACCAUUACGGAUCCCCUUCCUUCAUUUAUGAAUGAUGGUCCUCCUCCUACUGCCCCCCAUGAUUCCGAAAUGGAUGAUGACCCUGAAAUCCAUAAUCCUGAAGAUCCACCUAGACCAAACCCUGUUCCACCCUCACCUUACACCCCGUAUCAAAACCAGGACCCUAAACAAUUUUUCACCUUGGAUGACAUCUUUGUUUCUAAAUGGGCAUCAAGAAUUAUAGAUUUUCACGCAUGGAUCAAUGCAGAAUUACUCAAUGAAGGAACCUCCACCAUCACAGUCUUGUCUAAAUUUGUUACAAUACUCCAAGGAAAACUCAGAGAAUGA